AUGUUCUCUCGCUUCGUCGUAGCGUCUUCCCUCGCUCUCCUUGCGGUUGCUACCCCCUGGGGCGUCCCCACCGAGACGGCUACCUCCACGGUGACCCUCACGGUUACGGCCCCAGCACCGACUGUCACCACUGUCAGCCAGUGCAACACGGGCUCCAUCCAGUGCUGCCAGUCGGUUGAGUCUGCCAACUCAGCGGCAGGCUCAGCCCUCCUCGGUCUGCUCAGCAUCGUGCUCGACGACGUCAACCUCCUGCUCGGUAGCGAUUGCUCCCCGCUCACCGUGGUGGGUGUCGGCUCAGGCAGCUCCUGCGAUGCCAACCCGGUAUGCUGCACGGACAACUCCUACGGCAACCUCAUCUCCAUUGGCUGCGUGCCCAUCUCCCUCUGA
Sparassis crispa is the source of this 387-nucleotide messenger RNA. Its product is annotated as Fruiting body protein. The coding region runs from base 1 to 387 and encodes 128 amino acids. The transcript is spliced from 3 exons. Gene Ontology annotation, molecular function: structural constituent of cell wall. Gene Ontology annotation, cellular component: fungal-type cell wall. NCBI's taxonomy places the organism in Eukaryota, Fungi, Basidiomycota, Agaricomycetes, Polyporales, Sparassidaceae. The record is from RefSeq and is a predicted model, not a curated record.